Molecule: messenger RNA, 837 nt
Organism: Funneliformis mosseae
Lineage: Eukaryota; Fungi; Glomeromycota; Glomeromycetes; Glomerales; Glomeraceae
Source: the annotation of a GenBank genome assembly
AUGGAUAAACGUGAACAAUCUCAAAGAUUUAAUAAUGGUGUUAGUGAAAUCAUGCCAGAAAUCAAAAUACUAUUACAUAAUGAUGAAUUCUUGGUUAUCGAUAAACCCUAUGAUGUUAGAAUAGAUGGUGAUACAUCGAAAGGACAUACAGUUUUAUCACUUCUUUAUAAUCAAAUUCCAAAUUUACCAAAACCAUUAAGAAAUGUACAUCAACUUGAUCAUUCAACAUCAGGUUGUUACUGUUUGGCAUUAACAAAAAAAUCUGCUGGAAUAGCGAGUGUUGCUUUCGCUAAACGUAGAGUUGAUAAAUAUUAUUUGGCCAUUGUUAGAGGCUGGUUGAGAAAUGAUUGUUAUGUAGUUGAACAACCUAUUGCAGAAGUACCAAAUAAUAGAUAUCGAAUGUGUAUAGGUACAGAAGAUAAUCCAGGAAAGUCUGCAAAAACAGAAAUAAAAGUCCUCCGUCGAGGAUAUUUUCAUGAUAAACAUAAUUGCUCGUUGCCAUCAUCUCCAUCAACAACGCCGACACAAUCACCUUCAAUUCAAAAUAUACGAGUAACGUUAGUUAGUCUUCAUCCUAUUACAGGUAGAAGACACCAAUUAAGAUUACAUUGUCAAUUCUUAAAUCAUCCUAUUGUAGGUGAUUGGCAUUAUGAGAGACAAAUUAUGAAUUAUACCGAUACUUGGCGUAUGAUGUUACAUGCUCAGAAAUUAGUUAUACCAUUAAAUAAAAAUGAUGAAGAAAAGGGAAAAGUUUUGGACGUCGAUGCCGGUGAUCCUUUUUCUGAAUUUGUUGUUGAUGAAUUUAGAAACGUUGUUGUAGGUAACGUUGAAAACUGA